Messenger RNA from Megalopta genalis, 779 nucleotides. NCBI's taxonomy places the organism in Eukaryota, Metazoa, Arthropoda, Insecta, Hymenoptera, Halictidae. The record is from RefSeq and is a predicted model, not a curated record.
AUGUUGAUGUCAAUGUUAGGCCUGAAUAGUAUUAUUCGUUGUGCUGCUUAUCAUAGGUGUGGAAUUAUGGCUACAAAAAAAUUAGUUUAUCCUGCGGCUAAUCGUAAUAAGGAUCCGAUACUCUCAGUUCUUCAAAAAUAUAUUCAAUAUAGCCAAGAUCAAAUUUUUCUGGAAAUAUCAUCUGGUUCUGGACAGCACAUAGCUCACUUUGCUCCUUAUUUUCCACAAGUGACCUUUUAUCCAUCAGAAUACGAACCAAGAUUGCUACACAGUAUUUCAUCAUAUGCAAAUGAGUUUAAAAAUAUAAAACAGCCUUUAAGAAUAGAUAUUACAACCAAUUUUCGUAAUUGGGGUAAUGGUAGUUUUACAGAAAAUAGCAUUGAUUAUAUAUAUAAUGCAAAUAUGAUGCACAUUUCUCCUUAUGAAUGUACUAUUGGAUUAUUUAAAAAUGCUGGCAAAUUAUUAAAAGAUAAUGGUUUCCUUUUUACAUAUGGCCCAUAUGCUGUAGAUGGACAAAUAACACCAGAAAGUAAUGUCAACUUUGAUAAGUCUCUGAAAUUUCAAGAUCCGGAUUGGGGUCUGAGGGAUAUUAGAGAUUUGAAAAAGCUAGCUGAAGAAAAUAAUAUUAAGCUAAUAGAUAUUUUUGAUAUGCCAGCAAAUAAUAAAACUAUCAUAUGGAAAAAAUACUAAGUAAUAUUUAAAUCACAUUAAAAUGAAUAACACAUAAAUACAAGCAUGAUUCACAAAUAAUAAAAUAUUACGUAAAAUUUAACACAGAA